CUGAAAUUUAUCAGGACAGAUACCAAAAAACCCGAACUAGUGACGAAUGAAAAGCUUCAACUAUCUGUAACCCGGAGUGGACCAGACAGCAAGAAAUCUUAAUUCACAGAAGGAUCUUACUGACCAUAUAGAAAAUUUGAAUCAACCCAAACUUUUUUUACCCCAUUCCUUAUAACCAACCUAUAUAUAUAUAAGACAAUGAGCGGUCUCUCAGCUUUGACUAUGACUCUGCUUAUUCUUGCUGUGUCUGCCAGACCACCUCCUCAACUCUGGCAACUAAAGUCUCUCGCAGAUCUUCUGACCCGUGACCUCUCUUCCUCUGAGGAGAUGAGCCUGUUGGACAGUAUAGAGGAUUUAGGUGCAUCUCACACAGGUCCCCGGACACGGGAGUCCCCCCUUACACAAGACUCAGCACAGCUGCCCUCCAGUCGUGCUUGGCUUCGUCUCUUCAGUGACUUCAUGAAUAACCAGAAGAAAUUUAGGGGGCGUACUAAGAAAUCAGGAGUUACUCGUGGUUGCUUCGGCAUGAAACUGGAGCGUAUUGGAUCUUUUAGUGGACUGGGCUGCUAAAACCUUCAAUCCAGUGUGUUCCUUCACAAAACGACUCCCUACUUGGGAUGAACCACCCUACUUCCCUACCCUGCAGACAUGGCUUUCUUUGACUGCCAAUGAAGAAACUGUGAACGACAAUGAAAUUAUAAAAAAGGAACCUAAGCAACAUACUUUUUUUUUUGUUUUUUUAAACGACUUUAAAGAACAGUCCCACCAAGCAAUGGGUAAUAUACUACAUUUAUUUUGCUAUUAGAAAUCCCCUUUCAUCUCUACUCAGCAUUGGAUUUCUAACAACAUAAAUCUAUAUUUUGAAGUGGGACCUUGAUCUUUAAACAAGAAAAGUUUUUGAUCCAGUUAUUCUGGACUAACAACGAAGGAUUCUUUCCUGAUUAAAAAAAAAAUGUGACCUUUCUUUCAUUGUAAAACAGUAACAAAAAAAAAAGUGUAUUUCUGUUGUAAUGUUUGUCCUAAAAAUACAGCCCUUGUAUUUCUGUCCAACAAUAUUUAACAUUACGUCUUACAGAAAUUAGCUUUGAUGUUAAGGAAAUAUUUUACAUGAAAGUGAAACACUGAAGGAGUAACAAAAAUGACAUUUUAAAUCCUAAUAAAAACCUAACAUCGGAAGGACUUACAGUCUGUAAUAUUGUGGCCUGUUUUAACCACAAAUACAAAAACAAUUAACAAUGGGCAUCCAAUUGGUGAAAAAAAUAAAAAUAAAAUCCAGUGCUCUUUUUGAAAUGUUAAAGGGACAGUAAACUCAAAAUUACAAUUUUGUGUUUUAGAUAGAGUGCCCAAUUUUGGGGGAAACAAAUCCUGUUUACUUUUUUUAAUCUAAUUUGCUUUGUUCGUUGGUAUCCUUUGUUGAAAAUCAUACCUUAGUAGGCUCAGGAGCAUAAAUGCACUACUGAGAGCUAGCUGCUGAUUAAUGGUUGCACAUAUAUCCCUCUUGCCAUUGGAACACCUAACGUGUUUAGCUAGCCCCCAGCAGUGCAUUGCUGCUCUUUCAACAAAAGAUACCCAGAGUGUAAAGCAAAUUGGAUAGAUGUUUAAAAUUGUAUGCUCUGAGUCAUGAAAAAAAAAAAGUGUCAUGUCCCUUUAAUAUGCUCUACAUAUGAUAUAUUAUAGAAAAUUAUUUUUUUUUAUAAUUUACAAAGGCUUUCUUGGUUAAAUGCUCAUCAGUUUUCUAAAUUAAUUCCAAAUUCUUCUUCCCUUUCGCUAACAUUUCUAGACCACUCACCACAAAGUAAAGAAUAUGAAACAGAAAUUAGGUAAAACCUUUUAGCACCAAAUCUAUAACUACACAAAACUGGUACUCUCAAGCAAAAAACAAACAAACAACAACAGGUUAAAGUGCAUUUAUACUUAUUUUAAUUCAAGCCAAACAUAUGAACCAAUAGGCAUUGGGAGUUUCUCAAGCUUCAGGUUCAGUUUGGAAAACCCAAUGGUAAAAUUCUAAAGAUGAAAACAGACACCUUUUGACCCACACUUGUACGUCGGUAAAAUUAGCAAAUUAACAGAAAUUGAGGAAGGCUUUGUUGUAGUGAAAUAGCUUUAUUUUCCUUUAUUCAUAUUUACUGUUUAGUAUUAUUUCCUAGAAUCCUAGAUACAUUUUUGGAGUUUUGAUAAGUGUUUAACAAAGCCUUUUGUGAGUACAAUAAUUAGUCUACUUAUUUGAGUAUUGAUUGGUUUUUUUUGGUCCCUAUUAUAUUUGCUCACAACUACACACACAAAAAAUAAAUAGGGCAGCGCUACCAAGCCACUCAUUAAACAUAAUUAAAAGCAAUAAAAUAAAAUUACAUUGAAACAUUAAAAUGAAUUGCAUUCGAAAUUUGAUAAAUAAAAAUUUAAGCUGAUAAUAAAAUAUUAAAGAGAGGCCGGUGUCAAAUUGUAAUUUAAAAAAAAAAAAAUAGUCCAACUUACAAUAAAGAAAAUGUAAAUUCGAGUUUCAAUAAAAGAGAUUAUAUUAGCCGAUAUGUUAAACCAAAAAGUCACAGUUAUCUGGAUACUAUUGCUUGAUGACUUGGUGUCUUUUUUUUAUUAUGUGCUUGUUUGUUAUUUAUCACAUUUUGAAUGCAAUUCAUUUUAUUGUGUUCAUUUUAAUUUAUUUUAUUGCUAUUAAUUGUGUUUAGUGAGUGGCUUGUUUAGCGCUGCCCUAUUUUCUCUUGUGUAGUGUGAUCUUAUAUCUGUAGAAUUACAGAUUAAAGGAAUAUGAAACCCAGUGUUUUUCUUUCAUGAAAUGUAAUGUAAUAACAUGUAAUUUUAAGCAACUUUCUAAUUUACUCCUAUUAUCAUUUUUUCUUCUUUCUCUUGGUAUCUCUAUUUAAAAAAACAAAACAAAAAAAAAACAGGAAUGUACGCUUAGGAGCCACCAAUCAGCAAGCGCUACCCAGGGUGCUGAACAAAACAUGGGCUGGCUCCUAAGCUUACAGUCCUGCCUUUUCAAAUAAAGAUACCAAAAGAACAAAGAAAAAUUGAUAAUAGGAGUAAAUUAGAAAGUUGGUUAAAAUUGCAUGCUUUAUUUGAAUAAUUAAAGGAAAAAUAAUGGGUUUCAUGUCCCUUUAAGGGUGAACAAUAUUCACAAGUGUUCACAGGAUCAGGAAGGUUUGUGUUAUUUUGCUAUUAUAUAUGGUCCCCUAUCUAUGUCAAGUUUACACAUAUUUACAGACACAAACUACUAAAAAUGUACUAAUAAACUGUGUCCAAAUCUCA
Molecule: messenger RNA, 3261 nt
Organism: Bombina bombina (fire-bellied toad)
Lineage: Eukaryota; Metazoa; Chordata; Amphibia; Anura; Bombinatoridae
Product: C-type natriuretic peptide 3-like
Exons: 3
Coding region: 199-570 (123 amino acids)
Cellular component (GO): extracellular region
Molecular function (GO): hormone activity; hormone receptor binding
Source: RefSeq, a predicted model, not a curated record